AUGCAUCUCAGGAAUCUUCUGCAGUUGACGCUUCUCCCUGCCCUGGUGGUGUCCCACCCAGGCCACGAGGAGAAGCUCGCCACACGAGAACUGCUCAAUUACAAAUCGCACCUUCGCCGCAGCCUGGAUGCCUGCGCCCGCUCUUUUGAAGAGAGUGGCCUCAGCGCGCGCGCCGUUUCCCGGCGUGCCCAGCUUGCCAACGCCUACCGCAAGCACCAGCUGACCGCGCGCGACACCGCUGACGUGUUGAGCACUUCUCACCUCUCGAACGAGUCCUAUACGCUGUCCACGCCCGAGUCUGAGAUCUUCAGCGCCGACAGCACCUGCACCCUGAACCCGGAAGGCGAGACCGGCCCUUUCUGGGUCAGCGGCGAACUGGUGAGGACCGACAUUCUGGAAGACGAGCCCGGCGUCCCCGUCGUGAUCGAGUACCAGUUCGUGGACGUGAGCACCUGCCAGCCCAUCGCGGAUCUGUACGCCGAUACUUGGAGCUGCAAUGCGACGGGUGUGUACUCGGGGGUCUCCGGUAAAAACGGCAAUGCUGACGACGAGACGAUUCUGCAAAAGACCUUCCUACGCGGCGUUGGCAAGACCGACGAAGAGGGUGUCGUCACUUUCAAGACCCUCUUUCCGGGCCACUACUCUGGCCGCACGACGCACCACCACGUCAUUGCGCAUCUGAAUGCUACGCUUCUCCCCAAUAACACCCUCACUGGUGGCUCGGUGCCACAUAUCGGGCAGCUUUUCUGGGACCAGGAUCUUAUCUAUGCGGUGGAGGCGACGGAGCCGUACAAUACUAACACGGUGGCUAUUACGACUAACGAAGAGGAUCGGGUAUUCAGCGACGAAACGAGCAGGACCACCUCUGAUCCGGUCUUCAAUUAUGUCUACCUCGGCGAGAGUCUCGAGGACGGUCUACUUGGAUGGGUGACAGUUGCUGUGGAUCUGUCUGCUGAGUACUCGCCUGCCUACAGCUUUGUCUGGACUGAGAGCGGCAGCGAGGCUGUCUCCGGACACAGCGAUGAUAACGUGAGCGGCGGCGGUGCUGGUGGCCCUGGCGAAUCUGGAGCUCCUGGUGGAGAGCCUACGAGUGUUCCUACUGGCGCACCUACCGGUGGUGCUGGAUUCUGA
Messenger RNA from Aspergillus nidulans FGSC A4, 1131 nucleotides. Its product is annotated as intradiol ring-cleavage dioxygenase. The coding region runs from base 1 to 1131 and encodes 376 amino acids. The transcript has a single exon. Gene Ontology annotation, molecular function: oxidoreductase activity, acting on single donors with incorporation of molecular oxygen, incorporation of two atoms of oxygen; iron ion binding. The record is from RefSeq and is a predicted model, not a curated record. NCBI's taxonomy places the organism in Eukaryota, Fungi, Ascomycota, Eurotiomycetes, Eurotiales, Aspergillaceae.